Salvia miltiorrhiza (redroot sage) is the source of this 738-nucleotide messenger RNA. Its product is annotated as 60S ribosomal protein L35a-3. Gene Ontology annotation, molecular function: structural constituent of ribosome. The record is from RefSeq and is a predicted model, not a curated record. Gene Ontology annotation, biological process: ribosomal large subunit biogenesis; cytoplasmic translation. The transcript is spliced from 5 exons. The coding region runs from base 142 to 480 and encodes 112 amino acids. NCBI's taxonomy places the organism in Eukaryota, Viridiplantae, Streptophyta, Magnoliopsida, Lamiales, Lamiaceae. Gene Ontology annotation, cellular component: cytosolic large ribosomal subunit; ribosome.
AACAAAAUCAACCCAAAUCUACGGCUCACACAACUACAUAUAAACCCUCAAUCUAGGGUUUCUGCGGCUCUGUCUCAGCAUUUUCGACUCUCUCUCACACACUCGUAGCGGUCGGCCGAAGCUUACUCUCACACAGCGACAAUGGUGAAAGGCCGCCAGGGGGAGCGCGUCAGGCUCUACGUCCGCGGGACUAUAUUGGGGUACAAGAGGUCGAAGUCGAAUCAGUACCCAAACACGUCGUUGAUUCAGAUCGAGGGCGUCAACACUCAAGAGGAGGUGGCGUGGUACCGCGGGAAGCGCAUGGCGUACAUUUACAAGGCCAAGGUGAAGAAGAACGGGUCUCACUACCGUUGCAUUUGGGGAAAGGUCACGCGGCCGCAUGGUAACAGCGGUGUUGUCCGCGCCAAGUUCAAGUCCAACCUUCCCCCAAAAUCAAUGGGAGCUAGAGUGAGGGUGAUGAUGUAUCCUAGCAACAUCUAAGGUGGGAUCGUUUGCGUUCUUGGAUACCUCAAAGUGAAGCCCAGUUUGUCUCAGAUCUUCUAGGUGGCAUUUUUGAGGAUAGGAAAAGUUUUGUAUCAUCAUUAGACAAGUUUUCUUUCACCUUGUUCUGUGGUGCACUGAUUUUGAGAUUGCAAAUGCACAUCAUUAAAUAGAGUUUUACAAGUUUGCUGAAAGCUUCAUCUUUUCAUUGUUGUUUACAACUUCAUUAUGCAGUAUUCAAUUUAACUUUUGAUGGUC